AUGCGCCGUGAGCGAAGAACGGCGAUCGGCGCUGUAACAUUAUUCUUGGCCACCGCGUGGCCAUCCGCCCAUGCCCAGCAAUGGGACUGGGAUGAACUUGGGACCUGCCAUAAACCGGAACCCCUCGACAUAUUCGCAAUGCGCUCGGCCAUCCUCGCCGCCGUAGGCCUGUCGUCCACGGCCGCGGCCCUCGUCAGUCGCGACGGCAAGACUGGUCGUCUUCCCGCGCUGGGAUGGAAUUCGUGGAACGAGUACGGGUGCGACAUCAACGAGACGGUAUUCCUCACCGUCGCGCAGCACAUUGUCGACCUGGGGCUGAAGGAUCUGGGGUACGAGUACGUCAACAUUGACGACUGCUGGAGCGACAAGGAGCUGCGGAGGGAUAACGUCACCAAGGAGAUUAUUGUCGACAAGGUGAAGUUUCCGCAGGGAAUCAAGCAUACGGUGGAUAAGAUCCAUGAAUUGGGGUUGAAGGUUGGGAUCUACAGUGAUGCUGGAACUUCUACUUGCGGCGGUUUCGAGGGAUCGCUAGGCUACGAAGAAAUCGACGCCGCCACGUUUGCGAAAUGGGGUAUCGACUACCUAAAGUACGACAACUGUAACGUCCCGAAAGAAUGGUUCGACGACUGGAAAUACUACUCCCUCUGCGCCUGGGGCCACGCCCACGUCGAGGCCUGGGGCAACGAGACGGGCCACAGCUGGCGCAUGUGGGGCGACAUUUACCCAGAGUGGUACGGCCAGCACCAGUGGUCCUGGGGCCUGAUGCCGAUUUUGAAUCAUGCUGCCUUCUGGAGCGGUCCCGACGUAAACGGGUUCUGGGGCCACGGAGACUGGGAUAUGCUCGAGGUCGGCAACGGGAACCUGACGCUGCAGGAGAGCAGAAGCCAUUUCGCGUUUUGGGCCGCGCUGAAGAGUCCUUUGAUCAUCGGCACCAAGUUGGAGGGCAUUCAGCCCGAGAUUUUGCAGAUAUUGUCGACGAAGGAGCUGGUGAAAUUUAAUCAGGAUCCGGAGUUCGGGGCCGCGGCGCAGCCGUAUAAGUGGGGCGUGAACCCGGACGGAGCGUGGAAUAUUACGCACCCUGCCGAGUUCUGGUCCGGGGCUUCGGUAGAGGGUACGCACGUGUUUGUGCUCAACACGCUGAGUGGCACCGAGAAGAAGACGGUCGCGUUCAAGGAUGUUCCUGGGCUAGAGGCUGGAAAGAAGUAUGUUGUGCACGACAUGUGGACUGGCAAGGAUCUCGGCGUGUUUGAGGACGAGUACGUCGUGGAACUGGAGAGUCACGAUACGGCUGCGUUGAGGAUCAAUGAGGUCAAGUGCGUCAAGAGGGCGGCACGGGGAUAA
This is a messenger RNA of Colletotrichum scovillei, 1341 nucleotides long. RefSeq names its product alpha-galactosidase. Gene Ontology annotation, molecular function: hydrolase activity, hydrolyzing O-glycosyl compounds. Gene Ontology annotation, biological process: carbohydrate metabolic process. Bases 1 to 1341 code for a protein of 446 amino acids. NCBI's taxonomy places the organism in Eukaryota, Fungi, Ascomycota, Sordariomycetes, Glomerellales, Glomerellaceae. The record is from RefSeq and is a predicted model, not a curated record. The transcript is spliced from 5 exons.